AGAUUUAUAUUAUCUAAAAGGACUCUGUAAAUAAGUAUUAAACAAUAUGUUUCGCUUAGAUUUUAUAUCGGUAUGUGUCUGUGUAUGUGCAACAAAUUUUCUAUUCGGAAGUGCGAGCGCUGUUCCAAAGUAUGACACAAGUGGAAAAUCUUAUAACGAUAAAAACGAAUGGAGUCGAUCAUUCUAUAAUGAAAAUAAAACUCAACAAUUCGAGCAGGACAGCUCAACAACUAAAGACCGUUUGCAACGAUUGGGAUAUACUACCGGCUAUGGGACAAUAAAUGGCUACCCAGCAGGAACUGGAAUUUCGGCAUAUAAUCCCAUUAAACUUGAUUUGGGCGGUGUGGUAUUAGGGACACUGGUUGGUAUCGGUGCCAUCAUUAUUAUACCUAAAAUAUUGAGUGCAUUCCAUGGUGGAUACGCUGGAUACGGCAGAAGUGAAAACGAAAAUGAUUUGUCAUCAUUGACAAAUUUCAUGAAUAAACUCGAUGAUAUAUUAGGCCAAAAUAAUAUAGAUUCAACAAGUUGCAUGCAGCGUGCUAUUUGCAGUUAUGUACGUUCAACCGAAUAUAAUAUGAAAAUGGGUGCAUCUGAUCAAAUGGAUGAAUUUAUUCAUAUGAUGUCUGAGAAUUCGCUGGUCGAUUACCUGUUGGAUGGCACAGCAAUUAAAGAGGCAUUAGAACAUGGCAAACAAAUUAAUACGAAACCAUGUGAAGAAGUGUAUACCAAUUGCCCACUGGACAGCAAAAAGGUAACCAGCAUGCUAAUUAAAUUGUUGCCAAAAAAGUCAACAACAACAACAUCAUCGUCAUCAACAACAAACAAUAAUCAAUAAAACUGUACAACAUACUUAAAUAAAUAAAUAAUAUGUAUUAAACAA
This is a messenger RNA of Calliphora vicina (urban bluebottle blowfly), 880 nucleotides long. It is a transcript of the gene Desi, whose product is annotated as Desiccate. The coding region runs from base 47 to 835 and encodes 262 amino acids. The transcript is spliced from 5 exons. NCBI's taxonomy places the organism in Eukaryota, Metazoa, Arthropoda, Insecta, Diptera, Calliphoridae. The record is from RefSeq and is a predicted model, not a curated record.